Molecule: messenger RNA, 453 nt
Organism: Trypanosoma grayi
Lineage: Eukaryota; Euglenozoa; Kinetoplastea; Trypanosomatida; Trypanosomatidae
Exons: 1
Coding region: 1-453 (150 amino acids)
Source: RefSeq, a predicted model, not a curated record
AUGAUGCACCUGCCACCAUGGAACGGCUUCCAACGCCGCUGGGAAUCGUGUUCCAGAAUUACCGCGGAAUGGGCUCCCAUGUGGCGCACCUACAGAAGCCGGCCAACCAACUGCUCAUGCAGCUGGCGGCCGUCGCAUCCUGCGGCUAGGGACCAAAGCGAGACAAACUGCGUUCCUUCUACUUGGCGGUUGUGCAGGCCGAACCUCUGUGUGACGUCGAAGUAUGGUACUGGGGCGCAUCCCCAGUCCCGCGAUCAAUUCUUGCUGCUGGACCGUACAAAGCCUGUAGCACAAUUGCCGGCAUCGCAAAAGGCAGCCACACGGAGGAUGCCUUGCUUGAGGCCAACCCGCAUCCACCAAGUACGAUGCUACUGUCACGUAGCCUCCAAUACAUCCCCUUGUGCGAAGCACGAGGGUGAGCAGUGCGUGCUACCGCUAAAGUUGUAUACUUGA